Messenger RNA from Pocillopora damicornis (cauliflower coral), 1694 nucleotides. Its product is annotated as cadherin EGF LAG seven-pass G-type receptor 1-like. Gene Ontology annotation, biological process: cell surface receptor signaling pathway; G protein-coupled receptor signaling pathway; homophilic cell-cell adhesion. Gene Ontology annotation, cellular component: plasma membrane. The record is from RefSeq and is a predicted model, not a curated record. NCBI's taxonomy places the organism in Eukaryota, Metazoa, Cnidaria, Anthozoa, Scleractinia, Pocilloporidae. Gene Ontology annotation, molecular function: G protein-coupled receptor activity; calcium ion binding.
AUGGGUGAGCGAGCCCGGAAAAUUUGGGAACAGACCGAUAAGUCAGAGGUGAGCACCACCCAACCAGAAUCAUCUUCCGAAGAGGAAGACGAGCGGCCCUCCUCGCCUGGUCUUCCAUCUGAUUCUUCCGACUCUGAAGAUGAUCAAGUUCCGAGUGAAAAUGGAUGGCCAAAAGAUAAAACUCCAAGGAAGAAACGUCGAAAAGCUCCUUUCUACGCUUCAGACGGACCUAUGCAUAGCACACCAAUGGAGACAACACCCGAGGAAGAACCGUUGAGAGAACCUGAGUCGGAAUCUUCCGACACCGAUGACGAAGAGUUACCAACGAUCGAUCGUAAAAAGGAUCAUCCUUCCUUCAAAGCCGUCCCCGAGAUUAUACAGGACAAAGGGGUGUCAGGUUCGGCUGCCACCUCUGAUACGACUCCAUCUGUGGACAGCAGCUUGAAAAAGAAGCCUCUGAAGUCAGCUCUCAAGAAACCGAAGAAUCCUAUUCCUAUACCUGUCAUGGAAGAGCUUAAUGAUGACGAUGACGAUGAUAAAUCACUCAGCACUGAUCGUCAUCAUCAUCACCAUCACCACAAAGACAAACAUCGACACCGUCGAGACAGACCACGGUCCCGCGCGAGUUCCGUGUCUAGCGAUCAGAAGGAGAAAAAACGCAGAUUUAGGAAGAAAGGUUCCAAGAAGAAGGAAACGUUAGUACAAAUUGGUGGAGAGGAAUACAGAGUGCAGGCUGGGGACCAGUCUUUGUUUCAAGAUUCUCAAGUCUAAGCAAGUUUCUGGGGUUCGACAACUAGAUAUGAAAGACUACUAGCUUGUACUACUCUCCAAUUCAACAAGCGUUUAUUUAGCUAGAGUGAUAAGCCUUUAGUUUUUUUUUAAGAUAUCAAAACUUACUUCGAAAAUGGUUUUGUUUAAUGGCCGUAAGUGUACAUUUAUUUCGUAAUACAACACGGUUAACCGUGAGAUUAAAAAAAAUCCCACUUUUUUCCUUGAGAAGCAAUUAAUUUUGCUUGUCUUUCUUAUAAGGUUUGUAAAACCUUUGAUAUUGUAUAGAUGCUCUAACGUAUAUUUAGUGCAGAAUUCUCAGUCUUUUUUAAAAUAAGUUUUAGAAUUAGGUGUUUCUUAUAAACCGCUAGUAAGCUUUUGAGAUAAACGAGGAAAAAUAUUUUUAUCGAAUCUCGACAUGAUUGCAGUAUUUUCUUACCGUGAAAUUUUUAAUGAGGUAUCUUGAAGUUUCAAAUUGCAAAUGGAAUAUAAUUUAUUAGCUCUGUAGGAACAGUUAUCUGCUUAAAAAGGCAAAAAAAAUCGUAUUUUAGCUUAGCUUUUGACAACGCAUCGGCGAAAGUGGAAGAGAGUUCUUCCAAAUAAACAUUCUUAGUUUUUAAUGUAAGCGUCUUGAGAGUGGCCAAAAUUUACACGCCGACUGUAAAUUUCUUAGCUUGUUUAGCUCAUGAUUUAGUGUUAACAAUUUGAAAUUGAACUUGCAGAGUGUAAUGGAAUCAAAACACUCAAGCAUAGACAAUGUCUAAGACUCCAUUUGAUCUUUUGCGAAGAUGUCCGAUGAGUUAUUUAUUUUACUUCCAGUGUGUUUGGUUUCAAAGCAAUUUCUAUAAAAAGAAAUUACUUCUUAUGUACAUUUUUUGCUGAUGGAACGUGUUAAUAAAGUCUAAAAGGCACCUCGACUGUAGUCA